AUGAUUCCUCGCCUUGGCAUUUGUAGAACGGGUAUUGAAAGAUGUAUUAAACCAUGUGCUUCUGGGUAUCAUAAAAAUGUCAUAGACCAUUAUGAAAACCCUCGUAACGUGGGUUCACUUGACAAGAAAGAUAAAUCUGUUGGUACUGGUCUUGUUGGUGCACCGGCUUGUGGAGAUGUUAUGAAACUUCAAAUAAAGGUAGAUGAAAAUGGAAAAAUAAUCGAUGCAAAGUUCAAAACGUUUGGUUGUGGAUCAGCUAUCGCAUCUAGCUCACUGGCAACUGAAUGGGUGAAAGGUAAAACAAUUGAAGAAGCUGAGAAGAUAAAAAACAGUGAUAUAGCGAAAGAGUUGAAACUCCCACCUGUCAAGUUACAUUGUUCGAUGCUUGCUGAGGAUGCUAUCAAAGCUGCGAUCAAAGAUUAUCAGAAAAAGUCAGAGUGA
Molecule: messenger RNA, 441 nt
Organism: Heterobilharzia americana
Lineage: Eukaryota; Metazoa; Platyhelminthes; Trematoda; Strigeidida; Schistosomatidae
Source: the annotation of a GenBank genome assembly